Messenger RNA from Plectropomus leopardus (leopard coralgrouper), 1135 nucleotides. It is a transcript of the gene aimp1b, whose product is annotated as aminoacyl tRNA synthetase complex interacting multifunctional protein 1b. Gene Ontology annotation, molecular function: tRNA binding. The record is from RefSeq and is a predicted model, not a curated record. Lineage: Eukaryota; Metazoa; Chordata; Actinopteri; Perciformes; Serranidae.
GACAAACUCUUUCUGUCUCUCACCGUCUGACCGACAACAUCGACCGACAUGGACAAAGCCGACAACCUGCUUCAUCCCAGCGUGGCGGCCGCUCUGAUAAAGCUCGAUCCGGAGGACGGCGAGCAGAUCCUGGAGUAUUUCAAAACUCACGCCCUGCUGACGAGAGAGAAAGCACUGCUGCAGGCGUCUGUCAGAGAUCAGAAGAAGCUGCUGGUUGAAAACGGCAAACUGAAGAAAGACAUCGAGCAGCUGAGAGCUCAGCUGCAGGAAAAACAGCGGAGACGCACCGCGAAGGCGCUGCUCUCUCCGGCCCACCCUCCUCCAACGGUAAGCCCCGCCCCCAGCACACCUGUCGAUCAGCCUCCCUCACCUGCAGGAGCAACAGCUGCUGCUCCUUCAAACCCUCCUCCCACCUCCUCACAUGACCGCAGGGAGAGACAGAGCAGGAGAGAGAGGCGAGGGGAGAGGAAAGCUCGUCCCGCCUCCGACUCGUUCUCCUUGGAGGUGGAGCCUUGCGUCGACGUGUCACGGCUGGAGCUGCGGGUUGGACGGAUCCUCAGCAUCCGCCGCCACCCGCUGGCCGAGGCGAUGUCCGUCCAGGAGGUGGACAUAGGAGAGCACGCCCCCCGAACGGUCGUCAGCAAGCUGGGAACAAAAACACACCUGGAGGAGCUCUGGGGCAGUCUGGCCGUAUUGUUAUGCAACGUUAAGGCCUGUAAGCUGAGGGGCGUGGUCUCUCAGGCCCGCCUCCUCUGUUGCGCCACCUCUGAGGACUUUGCUGAGCUGCUGACUCCGCCCACAGGCUCCACCCCCGGAGACCGAGUCACCUUCCUCAACUACCCAGGUGAGCCGGACCGGGAGCUGCAGUCCAAGCAGAGGGUCUGGGAGCUCGUUCAGCCCGACCUGCAGGUCGACUCGAGGGGCGUGGCCAACUAUAAAGGAUGCGGGUUUGAGGUGAAGGGGAAGGGGCUCUGCAGGGCCCCCUCCAUCACCAACUGUGGCAUCAGAUAGACGCAGCAAGGGGCCACAACAUGCUAAAGACCUGAUGUGCUCCGGAGUGCUUUUAUUUUGAAAUUCCUGCACAAAAUUGAUUUCAUAAUUGCUGUUGUUUAUUGAUUAAACAUUUUAAACCACA